Molecule: messenger RNA, 1963 nt
Organism: Eptesicus fuscus (big brown bat)
Lineage: Eukaryota; Metazoa; Chordata; Mammalia; Chiroptera; Vespertilionidae
Gene: PFKFB2
Product: 6-phosphofructo-2-kinase/fructose-2,6-biphosphatase 2
Exons: 16
Coding region: 129-1727 (532 amino acids)
Biological process (GO): fructose metabolic process; fructose 2,6-bisphosphate metabolic process
Cellular component (GO): cytosol
Molecular function (GO): ATP binding; 6-phosphofructo-2-kinase activity; fructose-2,6-bisphosphate 2-phosphatase activity
Source: RefSeq, a predicted model, not a curated record
UUGCGAAUGACUGGUGUGCCGGGCCCCAGGCCACAGUGUGUAGGCUAGUGUCUGCUGCGUUCCCGGGGAGCUGCCGGGGUCACUGCCGGGAGGGAUCUUGGGGAUCACAGGACACCCGAAGAGCCGCCAUGGCUGAGGAUUCUGCAUCUUCCUCAGAACAGAAUGAUAGCAGCUAUCAAACCAAAGCCUCAAAUCUUCGAAUGUCCGAGAAGAAAUGUUCAUGGGCAUCCUACAUGACCAACUCCCCGACUCUCAUUGUUAUGAUUGGCUUGCCAGCCCGGGGCAAGACCUAUGUGUCCAAGAAGCUCACACGUUACCUCAACUGGAUUGGAGUGCCCACCAAAGUGUUUAAUCUUGGGGUAUAUCGGCGUGAAGCAGUCAAGUCCUAUAAGUCCUAUGACUUCUUCCGGCACGACAAUGAGGAGGCCAUGAAGAUUCGCAAACAGUGUGCUGUGGUGGCACUGGAAGAUGUUAAGGCGUAUCUCACCGAGGAGAGCGGGCAGAUUGCGGUGUUUGAUGCCACCAAUACAACUAGGGAGAGGAGGGACAUGAUUUUGAACUUUGCCAAGGAGAAUUCCUUCAAGGUGUUCUUUGUGGAAUCUGUCUGUGAUGAUCCUGAUGUCAUCGCUGCCAACAUCCUGGAAGUAAAGGUGUCAAGCCCUGAUUACCCUGAAAGGAACAGGGAGAAUGUGAUGGAGGACUUCCUAAAGAGAAUUGAGUGCUACAAAGUCACCUAUCAACCCCUGGACCCAGACAACUAUGACAAGGAUCUUUCUUUCAUCAAGGUGAUCAAUGUGGGCCAGCGGUUUCUAGUGAACAGAGUCCAGGACUACAUCCAGAGCAAGAUAGUCUACUACCUCAUGAAUAUCCACGUCUAUCCCCGCACCAUUUACCUUUGCCGGCACGGGGAGAGCGAGUUCAAUCUCCUGGGGAAGAUUGGGGGUGACUCUGGCCUCUCAGUGCGGGGCAAACAGUUUGCCCAAGCUCUCAGGAAGUUUCUGGAGGAACAGAAGAUAGCGGACCUCAAGGUGUGGACGAGCCAGUUGAAGAGGACUAUCCAGACUGCGGAAUCGCUGGGGGUGACCUAUGAGCAGUGGAAGAUUCUGAAUGAGAUUGAUGCUGGCGUGUGCGAGGAGAUGACCUAUGCCGAGAUUGAGAAGCAAUACCCAGAGGAGUUCGCACUUCGAGAUCAAGAGAAAUAUCUGUAUCGCUAUCCUAGCGGGGAGUCGUACCAGGACCUGGUGCAGCGGCUGGAGCCUGUCAUCAUGGAGCUGGAGCGCCAGGGCAAUGUCCUCGUCAUCUCCCACCAGGCUGUCAUGCGCUGCCUCCUGGCCUACUUCUUGGAUAAGGGCGCAGAUGAGCUACCAUACUUGAGGUGCCCUCUCCAUACCAUCUUCAGACUUACUCCUGUGGCCUACGGGUGCAAAGUGGAAACGAUUAAGGUCAACGUGGAGGCUGUGAACACUCACCGUGACAAGCCAGCUAACAACUUUCCCAAGAACCAAACCCCUGUAAGGAUGAGAAGGAACAGCUUUACACCUCUGUCCAGUUCGAAUACAAUAAGGCGUCCAAGAAAUUACAGUGUUGGGAGCCGGCCCCUCAAGCCCCUCAGCCCUCUCCGUGCCCUGGACAUGCAAGAAGGGGCCGACCAGCCGAAGACCCAAGCAAAUACCUCGCUGGCUGUGCCUAGACGCUCCUCUCCGGCCUCCCUCCCAGCGCUCUCCUGAUACGGAAGCUGAGGCCAGACCUCCUUGGGGGAUUGGGAUCUGCUGGAAAACUUGGAUGUCAGCACCACCAGGGCUUGAUCAAGAAGUGAAGUGGGGAUUGGACAUUUGGCACCCCCAAAAUGGGGCCUGGAAAAGCAUCACCACAUUUCUCCCCCUCAUGCCCAAUGGCAAUAUCAGUUACACUGAAAAACUUAACUUCUUUGUGCCUCCAAAUAUUAACAGCCUUGAACCGGUUA